Messenger RNA from Microtus ochrogaster (prairie vole), 945 nucleotides. Its product is annotated as olfactory receptor 2A12-like. Lineage: Eukaryota; Metazoa; Chordata; Mammalia; Rodentia; Cricetidae. The record is from RefSeq and is a predicted model, not a curated record.
AUGAUUCCAAGACAGAACCAAAGCUGGGUUUCUGAGUUUAUCCUGCUUGGCUUCUCCAGGGACUCUGUGACAAACAACACACUCUUCAUUGUGUUCCUUCUCAUCUACUUGAGCUCAGUCCUGGGCAAUGGGCUCAUUAUCCUGCUGAUCUGCCUGGCCUCACAUCUGCACACUCCCAUGUACUUCUUCCUCUGUAAUCUUGCCCUGUUGGAUAUGGGCUAUGUCACCACCACUAUUCCCCAGAUGUUGGUGCAUCUUCUUGCUAAAUCCAAGACCAUCUCCUUUGCUGGAUGUUGGCUUCAGAUGUAUAUGUUUGGUGCACUGGCAAUCACAGAGUGUAUCCUUUUUGUGGUCAUGGCUUAUGACCGGUAUGUGGCAAUUUGCCACCCAUUGAAUUAUACUGUCAUCCUCACCUGGGACUUGUGCAUACGGUUGGCAGCUGGAACCUGGGUCUGUGGUUUCUUCUUCUCUCUGAUACACACCUUCUUCACCAUGAGGCUUCCAUACUGUGGCCCUAACAUAGUCAACCAUUAUUUCUGUGAAGGACCCUCAGUACGUAGUUUGGCCUGCAUGGACACUCAUCUUAUUGAAAUAGUGGAUUUAGUCAUGAGUGUCUUCAUAAAUGUUGUCCCAAUCUCCCUCAUUGUGGCCUCUUAUAUUCAUAUUGCCAUGGCUAUUCUCAAGAUCAAAUCCACCCAGGGCCGCUGCAAGGCUUUCUCUACCUGUGCCUCCCACCUGACUGUGGUCACACUCUUCUACGGUCCAUGCACUUACAUCUACCUAAGGCCCAACUCCAGCUACUCCCCUGAGCAUGACAAACAGAUCUCACUCUUUUAUAAUGUCUUUACUGCCUUGCUCAACCCAGUGGUCUACAGCCUGAGGAACAAAGACAUCAAGAGAGCAUUUCUCAAGAUGAGAUAUGGUAGGUGGAAUGUUGAAUCUUAG